CGCCCGCCCCCAGGCUUGAACCUCAGCCCGGGGCAGCCGAGGACGGAGAGGCGGGCGCCAACGGCCGGCGCUGCGGGGCGGGAGUCGGCGCGGGAACCGGCGCGGAAGCGCGGCGGGGAGAGGUUGGUGUAGCUGAGGCUCGGGGCCUUGCAUCUUCCGGCCGGGCCCUGGCCACCUGGGGGACCCGGCAGUGACCCGGUGCUCCCAGGCAGGUGCCGGCGGCGUCCGCCGAGGCCGCCGUCUGGCCAUGAUCGACUCGGUGAAGCUGCGCCGCGCCGGAGCUGCAGACUUCUUCUCGCAUUAUGAAUACCUGUGCGCGCUGCAGGACUCGGUACCCCUGCCUGGUGUGCGCGCCUGCCUCCGGGAGGGCCUGCUGGAGUUCAACGCCGACCGCCUCCGCUUGGGGGACUGGGCGCCGCUCCUGAGCACCCUCAAGAUUAAUAGAGAUCUGCCCCUGGUCUCUAUCAAGAGCUUCUUCCAGGCGUGGCUUAGCGAAACAGGUUGUGACAGAAGUAAAGUUUGCAGACGUCAUGUUCCUGCAAUAAGAAACAAAGAUGUGACCUUCCAGUUAUGUAAAGCUCUUAAAUGCUGUUUAAGUGUAUCAAGUGCUCUAAAGAACCUGGAGCUAAAUGGACUAGUUCUGAGAGAGAGAGAUUUAACUAUUUUAACAAAGGGAUUGAAUAAAUCAGCUACUUUGGUGCACCUGUCUCUUGCGAAUUGUCCAAUUGGAGAUGGAGGUUUAGAAAUUAUUUGUCAAGGUAUGAAGAACUCAAUCACUCUUAAGACAGUAAAUUUCACAGGGUGUAAUCUGACAUGGCAGGGAGCAGAUCACAUGGCCAAGAUCUUAAAGUAUCAGACCAUGAGAAGACAUGAGGAAACCUGGGCUGAGAGUCUUCGUUACAGGAGACCUGAUCUUGACUGUAUGGCUGGUUUGAGGCGCAUCACCUUGAAUUGCAACACACUCAUUGGUGACCUUGGUGCAAGAGCAUUUGCAGAAUCUCUUAGUGAGGAUUUAUGGCUUAGAGCACUUGACCUGCAGCAGUGUGGCCUUACCAGUGAAGGAGCAAAGGCUUUACUAAAUGCCCUUGAAACCAAUGGAACCCUAGUCAUUCUGGAUAUAAGAAAAAAUCCUCUCAUUGAUCAUUCUGUGAUGAAAGCAGUUAUCAAAAAAGUUCUCCAGAAUGGAAGGAGUGCCAAGUCAGAGUAUCAGUGGAUAACUUCUCCAUCAAUGAAGGAACCAUUCAAAACUGCUAGACAAAAAAAGAAAACUAUAAUUCUGGGAAGUGGUCGAAAAGGAAAAGCUACUAUCAGAAUUGGAUUAGCUUCAAAGAAAUCUGUAAGUAAUGGAAGAAAACACUUCCUUGGUAAAGAAUAUGCUCCUGAACCUCUCCCGCCUGGUGUGUGUGGGUUCCUGCCAUGGCGUACUGCACAGCGUGCAAAAAGGAUCAGGGGUUUUCCAUUAAUCAAAACUCGUGAUGAAUAUAAUCAGUUGCAGCAAUCAGAGUUUCCUGUGACUGUGACCGUAGAGAGUCCUUCCUCCUCAGAAAUUGAAGAGAUAGACGAUUCUUCAGAAAGCAUUCAAGAAGAGCCUGAGAAGGCCAGUUUAAAACAAGAAGUAUUACAGGCAAAACUGGAGGAGUGCCUAAAGCAAUUAAAGGAGGAAAGAGUAAUAAGGCUUAAGGCUGAUAAACGAGUAAGUGAGCUGGAACGUGAAAAUGCCCAGUUAAGAAAUAUAAAUUUCUCUUUGUCUGAAACCCUUCAUGCACGGUCAUUGACAAGCAUGAUCCUGGAUGAUGAAGGUGUUUUGGGCAGCAUAGAGAAUUCUUUCCAGAAGUUUCAUGCUUUCUUGGAUCUCCUUAAAGAUGCUGGGCUUGGGCAGUUUGCCACAAUGGCUGGAAUAGGUCAGUCAGAUUUUCAUUUACUAGGUCAUCCCCAGAUGAAUUCUACUGUUAGUAGUCCACCUAACGAAGAAAAGAAGGCACUUGAAGAAGAAAAACCAGAAGAAAAGCAGAAUGCCCUAGGACCAAUGCAGAAUAUCCAAUUUCAGAAAAUUACAGGUGACACUAGAAUUCCUUUGCCUCUCGACUCCUUCCCAGUCCCAAUUUCUACUCAAGAGGCCUUAGAAACGUCCAAAGACGAGGUGGAAGUCCCAGUCACAGAGCAGCCACAGGAGUCUGUCAAAGAAUUCAUUGCUAGAAUUUGUUCUCCUUCAGCAGAUGUGAUUUCUGGAACUGGAAGUCAAAGAAAAGAAGACGAGUUGUCUAGAAAUAGCAGAUCUUUAGAGAAAAUGCCCAAAACAGGUGAAUAUGCAAGAAACCACUCUGCUAAGAAACAACCCAGAAAGGACUUACAUUCUAGUUCUGACUCAUCUGUAAGCUGGAAAAAUAAAGGAAUUGGGCAAAAUAGUUCUUUGGUUAAUGAACCGAUUAAAAAUGAGCCUAGGGAAAAACAAAUUUCUGUCAAGAAAGAAAGUAGAAUAGUGACUAUUUCAUCCAAGACAAGUGAAAGUAAACUCAAUCUACUAGAACAUUCUGAAAGUAAUCAUCUUGGAUCAGAUUUUGAAUUUCAAGAAAGCAUCCAUACUCUAUCACGCCUGACAUAGGUCUUAAUCUUUAGAAAUUAUGUUUUGUCUUCAAAUUUUAAUAAAUGUCAUGUUUUCAUUAA
This is a messenger RNA of Manis pentadactyla (Chinese pangolin), 2664 nucleotides long. It is a transcript of the gene CEP78, whose product is annotated as centrosomal protein 78. NCBI's taxonomy places the organism in Eukaryota, Metazoa, Chordata, Mammalia, Pholidota, Manidae. Gene Ontology annotation, molecular function: protein binding. The coding region runs from base 248 to 2602 and encodes 784 amino acids. The transcript has 15 exons. The record is from RefSeq and is a predicted model, not a curated record. Gene Ontology annotation, cellular component: centrosome.